AUGACUUUAGGGUUAGGAGUAGGUGGGUUGGAGGUUCCUUUUGAUGAAACAGUUGUAGGUAAAGUUGGAGAGUUGUUUAAUUCCAACACAAUCACAUUGAAAGACAUGAUAACCAUUUUUAAUAACAUUGUUGUUAAUGAAGAUGUCGAUGUAGAUGUCGUAUGUCGUUUGUAUAUAUUAGUUUGUUUUGUGGUGUUUUUAUUUCCUAGAAAGGCAAGACGUGUUUGUAACAUGCCUUUUCUAGUUUUAGAUGAUUUGGAUGCUUUAUGUAAUUAUGAUGGAGUACGGCCAUACACACAUAUCUUGUAAAGAGUUUAAAUAGAUGUAAUAAGAAAAUUUUGACAGGAGAGAUUGAAGAUUCUCUAAGCAUUAGUGGGGUUGCUGCUGUUUUGCAUCAUCCGUGCUGCAUUGAAUAUGGGUGCUGUGGGAACCAGUGACGAAGCACCUCAAAAAGGUGAUGGUAGUUAUGAAUCUACACUUGCUUCAAGAGUGGAGAAAAUAAAAAGAAACAACCAAAGAAUGAGAAACCUAAAGGAUGAAAUAGCUGCUUUAAGGAAGGAACUUAGUCAUCAAUGAAAGAUGAGAAAAUUUGCACAAUAUCCUUCCGUUCAUGUUGCUGGUGAGGGGAAUGAAGAAGCAGCAGCAGGUGCCGCACAUGAAGCAGCAACAUAUGUAGAAGCUGUAGUUGAACAAGGUGCACAUGAAGAAGCUUUACCUGAAGGAAGUGGACAUGCAACACCUUUUUAUGAUAGAGCUGCAGAUGAAGAAGUUGGUGAUGAAGAAUCCGUAGAGCAGCCAAGAACUUUCAUCGACAUUGGUGAUGACGAGGAGGAUGAAGUAAAUGUUGCUGUUGAACCGAUGGUUGUAGAGCCGUUGUAUACCUUUGUAGGUGAUCUAAGAGAAACGGUUGAUGUGUUUAUUUUGUACUUCCUUGCGACGCGCAAAGGCAUUGUAUAGAGCUAUGUUUGUGAAAUAAUGGGUCAAUUGCUGACCACCAAGGAUUGUAACUCUUUAGGGCAUAGAGAAUGUGUAGACAACAUGGUUAUAAUUUUUGCAGCAACCAUGUUCAUGUACUUUGAGAAAAGGUCGACUGGAUCCAUAAAGCGGAUUAUAUUCAGUCCAAUGUUUGCGACCCAUUUUUUGAACGACAAUAAAAAAAGAAUUGCCAAAAGACAUGUGUGGCAACUUAGUGAUUACCAGGCUUAUUUCCAAAAUGAUCUAGUGAGAGUGGAAGAUUUAUUGAAUGCUGAUUGGGUGUUCAUCCCAGUUGUUAGUAGUGGUCACUGGUGGUGCUAUGCACUGAAGGUCUGCACCAUGCAGUUUUUUGUGAUUGACUCAUUGGAUAAGGGAAUAAGAGGAUGUUCUGGGAUUGACAAAAGCAUUGUAUGUUUUAGAGUUGUUGUUGAGUGGUAAGUAAUUUAAUCAUUCUUUAUUUGACCUUGUUUUGGUUAUUUGUGUACAAAACAGGCUAAAAAUAUUCAACACUUUUGGGGUUUGCUUACAACUACAUUGGAAGAUUCUAAGAUUGGUUUGAUGAUGUUUGUUAAUAUUAGAUCAUCUUUUGUUUUGAUAUAUUUUUCAAAACUGUUUUGCACACUUUUGACAGGUUAAUCUUUGGAAUAACAUUAUGUGAGACAAACUAAAUGCUCUGGUAAUCGAUUACAAUGGCAGUUGUAAUCGAUUACAGCAGCAUGACAGCAAACAGAUGAAGUGGCGCUGCAAACACAAUUAAUUACCUCCAUCAAUUCUUCAUAACUUCCACCACCCAGUUUUAAAAUCACGGCCACUCUAACCGUUACCCACCUCACCCACUACCCCAUUACUUAUUAAUUAUGAUUAUAACCCACUUGGCAAAAGGAAAACGUUCCUCACUGCAAAUUAAUCACAACAUCCAUUCCUCAUUUCAAAACCCUAAAGACCACUAAUGGCGGAUCGUGCAUAGAAGAAACGGCGAGCUUCCUCUUCCAAAGGGGGAUCUCGAAGUCGCCCAUCACCUUCCCCUCCAACGUCGCCACCAUUAACAUGUAAUGAAAUGUUCUCUAACGACGAGCAAUACGAAAGGU
Vigna radiata var. radiata (mung bean) is the source of this 2063-nucleotide messenger RNA. RefSeq lists its product as uncharacterized. Lineage: Eukaryota; Viridiplantae; Streptophyta; Magnoliopsida; Fabales; Fabaceae. Bases 976 to 1413 code for a protein of 145 amino acids. The record is from RefSeq and is a predicted model, not a curated record. The transcript is spliced from 5 exons.